AUGGAGAAUUCUAGGCAACCAGAAGUAGAUGGCAUGUGUGAUGAGAAACCGAUUCACCUCAAUGGAAUAUCUCGGGAGACGUUUGAGUUGUUUCUUGAAUUCAUGUUUGGAAGGUAUGUUGAUAUUUUAUGUUUUCACAUUGAUGAACUCUCGAAAUUUCUCCGUUUCUGCAACAUGUAUCAAUGCUCCCAUGCACGCGAAUUCGUUAUUUCCCGCAUAUCUUCCACACGUUACCGUUUCCACCCAGCUAAGUUAAUCAACCUCGCCAUCAAAUACCACGUCCGCUCCAUCUUUCCAUAUGCUUUUCAGCAACUGGCAGAAACCCCAAUCACCGAGCUCACUCAUGCCCACCGGGAGUUGAUGGGCAACGAAGUUUUUUUGAAUGUAAUUUACGUUCAGGCUGUGCUUGAUAGUCACCACCGGAUCGUAGCUGUGGAGGAACCGAAGAUCUUGAUGCACUCGAAUGAGUGUCAAGACCCAACUGGUUGCAACGAGGACUGGCAUGCAAUUUGGUGGAAUGGUAUGGGCCGGUUUCUUCUUGAUGGUAGGAAUCCACAGCUGUACGAUGACGCCGUCAAACGCUUCAAGGAACUGCAGUUUGGACAUGUCAGUGAAGGAUGCAAAGACCUCAUGUUCAAGAUUCUCCAUCAGGGAGCGGCAUUCAAGCACGCCCAACAAUUUCUUUCCGAGACUUGCAGCUUCCUAGUAGAGAAACUGGUUUUCGAGCCUGAGCCUCCUUCAUCAUAG
This is a messenger RNA of Suillus fuscotomentosus, 747 nucleotides long. RefSeq lists its product as uncharacterized. The record is from RefSeq and is a predicted model, not a curated record. The transcript has 2 exons. Bases 1 to 747 code for a protein of 248 amino acids. Lineage: Eukaryota; Fungi; Basidiomycota; Agaricomycetes; Boletales; Suillaceae.